AUGGGAAAUACAACCACCAAGUUCCGCAAAGCUCUGAUCAAUGGAGAUGAAAACUUGGCCUGCCAAAUCUAUGAGAGCAACCCUCAACUCAAAGAAACUCUUGACCCAAAUACUUCUUACGGAGAAACUUACCAGCACAAUACUCCUCUCCACUAUGCUGCUAGGCAUGGGAUGAACCGGAUCCUGGGAACUUUCCUUUUCGUUCGAGAUGGAAACCCAAACAAACGCAACGUGCACAACGAGACAUCUAUGCACUUGCUGUGUAUGGGACCUCAGAUCAUGAUCUCAGAAGGAGCUCUUCAUCCUCGCCUGACACGACCCUCGGAAGAUGACUGCAGAAGAGCAGACUGUCUGCAAAUGAUCCUGAAGUGGAAGGGAGCAAAACUGGAUGAAGGCCAAUAUGAACGAGCAGCCAUCGAUGCUGUUGAUAACAAAAAAAAUACACCCUUGCACUAUGCUGCUGCCUCAGGGAUGAAAACCUGUGUUGAGCUUCUAGUAAAACAUGGUGGAGAUCUGUUUGCAGAAAAUGAAAAUAAAGACACCCCCUGUGACUGUGCAGAGAAACAGCACCACAAAGAGCUGGCUCUUAACCUGGAAUCUCGCAUGGUAUUUUCACGUGAUCCUGAAGCUGAAAGCAUUGAAGCUGAAUAUGCUGCUUUAGAUAAAAGAGAGCCAUACGAGGGGCUAAGACUCCAGGACCUGCGAAGGCUUAAGGAUAUGCUGAUUGUGGAAUCUGCUGACAUGCUCCAAGCUCCUCUCUUCACUGCAGAAGCUCUGCUUCGUGCACACGACUGGGACAGGGAGAAGUUACUUGAAGCCUGGAUGUCUAAUCCAGAGAACUGCUGCCAGCGUUCAGGGGUGCAGAUGCCAACUCCCCCUCCAAGCGGUUACAAUGCUUGGGAUACGCUGCCCUCUCCACGGACUCCACGCACCACUCGCUCUUCUGUAACUUCCCCUGAUGAGAUCAGCCCCUCACCAGGAGACCUUGAGACAGCUGUGUGUGACAUUUGUAUGUGUAAUAUUUCUGUGUUUGAAGACCCAGUGGAUAUGCCUUGUGGCCAUGACUUCUGCAGAGCGUGCUGGGAGGCAUUUUUGAACCUGAAAAUUCAGGAGGGUGAAGCUCACAACAUUUUUUGCCCAGCAUAUGAUUGUUUCCAGCUUGUGCCUGUAGACAUCAUAGAAAGUGUGGUUUCCAAGGAGAUGGACAAAAGAUACCUUCAGUUUGACAUUAAGGCCUUUGUUGAAAAUAAUCCUGCUAUUAAAUGGUGUCCUAUACCUGGCUGUGAAAGAGCAGUAAGGUUAACAAGACAAGGAUCCACCUCAACAGGAUCAGAUACACUCAGCUUCCCUAUGUUAAAAGCCCCUGCUGUGGACUGUGGAAAAGGACAUCUUUUUUGUUGGGAAUGUCUUGGUGAAGCACACGAGCCCUGUGACUGCCAAACAUGGAAGGACUGGCUGCAGAAGAUAACUGAAAUGAAACCAGAAGAACUUGUGGGAGUGAGUGAGGCCUACGAGGACGCUGCCAACUGCCUGUGGUUACUGACCAACUCCAAACCCUGCGCCAACUGCAAGUCUCCAAUUCAGAAGAAUGAGGGCUGCAACCACAUGCAAUGUGCAAAGUGCAAAUAUGACUUCUGCUGGAUAUGCCUAGAGGAAUGGAAGAAGCACAGCUCUUCUACUGGAGGCUAUUACAGAUGUACUCGCUAUGAGGUUAUUCAACAUGUGGAGGAACAGUCCAAGGAGAUGACAGUAGAGGCUGAAAAGAAGCAUCGAAGAUUUCAAGAGCUUGAUAGGUUUAUGCACUAUUAUACAAGAUUUAAGAACCAUGAACUUAGCUACCAGUUAGAACAGCGCCUUCUAAAAACAGCCAAAGAAAAGAUGGAGCAGUUGAGUAGAGCUCUCAGUGGAACUGAGGGGGGUUGUCCUGAUACCACCUUCAUCGAAGAUGCAGUACAAGAGCUUCUAAAAACCCGCCGCAUUCUCAAGUGUUCUUAUCCAUAUGGAUUCUUCUUGGAGCCUAAAAGCACAAAGAAAGAAAUAUUUGAACUUAUGCAGACAGACCUAGAAAUGGUCACUGAAGACCUUGCACAGAAAGUGAACAGGCCUUACCUUCGGACUCCUCGCCACAAAAUCAUCCGUGCAGCUUGUCUGGUGCAGCAGAAGAGACAAGAGUUCCUGGCCUCUGUGGCGCGUGGCGUUGCUCCUGCAGACUCACCAGAAGCACCCAGGCGCAGCUUUGCUGGUGGAACGUGGGAUUGGGAAUAUUUAGGAUUUGCAUCCCCAGAGGAAUAUGCUGAAUUUCAGUAUCGGAGGAGGCACCGCCAGCGUCGCCGCGGGGAUAUGCACAGCCUGCUGAGCAACACCCCAGAUCCUGAUGACCCCAGUGAGAGUACAAUAGACACUCAGGAAGGUGGCAGCAGCAGAAGACAUGGCACCUCCAUGGUGAGUUCAGCCUCUAUGGGUAUUCUGCACAGCUCUUCGCUUCAUGACUAUACCCCUGUCAGUCGCUCUGAGAACCAGGAUUCUCUGCAGGCUCUGAGUUCUUUGGAUGAAGAUGACCCAAACAUCCUGCUAGCUAUUCAGUUAUCCUUACAAGAAUCUGGCUUGGCCAUAGAUGAAGAAACCAGAGACUUCCUGAACAACGAGGCAUCUUUAGGAGCAAUAGGGACCUCUUUGCCUACAAGACUGGACUCUGCUCCCAUCAGUAUAGAUAACCCCAGAGGUGCUUUGAGCAGCUCUGAGCUGUUAGAACUUGGUGACAGCCUGAUGCGACUAGGUGCAGGCAGUGAUCCCUUCUCAGCUGACCGUGUUCACUCCCACCCCUGCAGCGACACAAGAAGUGGAUUAUACUCAACAUCUAGUGACGCUGACUCCAGCAGUCAGGAUCCCAACACCAGUGAAAACCUACUUGGAAAUAUUAUGGCCUGGUUUCAUGACAUGAACCCACAGAGUAUUGCUCUGAUCCCCUCCACAAGUACAGAAACAGAUGAGGAGUCACAGCAGCCCAGUACUGAAGAUGGCUCAGCAGGACAAGCCAAUGUCAUAGAGCCAGGGCUGGAGGCUCAGGAGGAGCACGCCCUGUUCGAGGACGCACUCAAAAAUGAAGGCAGAGGAACCCAGACAGAGGAAAGCGCUGCCGAAGAAAACCUCCUUCCAGGUGAAACUGUAUCACCAAGUGGUGACAGCAGCAGGGAGCGAAUGGGCAACCUGAAUGCUUCAGGAGAUACUGCGAGUCAGACUCCUCAGAUCUCAAGUGAAUGGCUUGAACAUGUUCAUCUGGUAUGA
Messenger RNA from Indicator indicator, 3285 nucleotides. RefSeq names its product ankyrin repeat and IBR domain containing 1 (gene ANKIB1). Gene Ontology annotation, cellular component: ubiquitin ligase complex; cytoplasm. The record is from RefSeq and is a predicted model, not a curated record. The coding region runs from base 1 to 3285 and encodes 1094 amino acids. Gene Ontology annotation, biological process: protein polyubiquitination; ubiquitin-dependent protein catabolic process; positive regulation of proteasomal ubiquitin-dependent protein catabolic process. Gene Ontology annotation, molecular function: zinc ion binding; ubiquitin protein ligase activity; ubiquitin conjugating enzyme binding. Lineage: Eukaryota; Metazoa; Chordata; Aves; Piciformes; Indicatoridae. The transcript has 19 exons.